Molecule: messenger RNA, 1557 nt
Organism: Penicillium argentinense
Lineage: Eukaryota; Fungi; Ascomycota; Eurotiomycetes; Eurotiales; Aspergillaceae
Product: sugar porter family MFS transporter
Exons: 4
Coding region: 1-1557 (518 amino acids)
Biological process (GO): carbohydrate transport; transmembrane transport
Cellular component (GO): membrane
Molecular function (GO): carbohydrate:proton symporter activity
Source: RefSeq, a predicted model, not a curated record
AUGGCUUCUUCGAACAACGUCUCGUCACAGGCGACACCCGUCCAUAAUGACCGCGUCUAUCUGCUGGCAAUAGUCACCUCAAUGGGUGCUUUUCUAUUUGGAUACGACUUGGCGUUUAUCGGAACCUCACUUGAGCUGUCGUCGUUCCAGAGGGAUUUUAAACUUGACGACGCAUCAGAGUCUACCAAAGAUGCCUUUUCAGCAAACAUUGUUUCCUUACUGCAAGCAGGAUGCUUUUUCGGCUCUCUGGCGGCCGCCCCUAUUGGCGACAGAUUGGGUCGUCGAAUUGCAUUAGGACUCGGUGCCGUCGCAUUCUUAGCUGGGUCGAUAAUGCAAACAGCCUCCGCGGGCUUCAAGGCCGUGAUGUUUGUUGGCAGAGUAAUUGGCGGUCUGGGGGUGGGAUCUGCCAGCAUGUUGGUACCUCUAUAUUCGGCGGAAUGCGCGCCGCCCAAAAUUCGAGGUCGACUGGUUGGAAUCUAUGAGAUCGGCGUGCAGACAGGAACAUGCCUGGGUUUCUGGAUCAAUUACGGCGUCGAACGCAAUAUGGCUCCAACAAAGUCACAAUGGAUGACCCCGUUCGCCCUUCAGCUCAUCCCCGGUGGCCUUCUAUUAAUAGGCCUUGUUUUCAUGCCGGAGUCGCCUCGGUGGGUGGCUAAAGCCAAUGGAAGGUCAAAGGCGAUGGAGACUCUGUCCCAGUUACGCAAUUUGCCUGCCGACCACCCGGCUGUACAGAGUGAAUUAGACGACAUUUUUCAGCAGCUCGCACAUGAGCAAGACAUGAGCUCUGACAGUCGGCUGGCAGCAUUGAAGGAGCUAUGCCAACCGGGACUCCGAUACCGCAUGUUUCUGGGAAUUGUUAUCAAUAUUUUCUUCCAGAUGGCUGGAUCGAAUGCGAUCAACUAUUAUUCCCCACGCAUUUUUCGCUCAAUUGGCCUCACAGGAACUCAAACCACGUUGGUAUCCACGGGUAUUUAUGGGAUUGUGCGACUAGUGGCAGUUUUCAUCGCCAUGUAUUUCAUUGUGGAUCGCUUCGGUCGAAAGCCUAUGUUGAUUAUCGGAAGCGCGUUCAUGGCUCUAUCUAUGUGGCUCAUUGGUGCAUUCGUGAAGGUUUUGGGAACUGAAGUCGAUGAUGGCAGCUCACUCAGCUCGGUGUCGUAUGCAGCGGCUUUUUUCAUUUUCCUUUUCGCAGUCUCAUUUUGCUUCAGCUGGGCUGGAGUGCCGUGGAUCAUCUGCGCUGAAAUAUAUCCGCUACAAGUUCGUGGAGUUGCCGUGGGUAUUUGUGUGGCAACCCACUGGCUUUUUAACUUCGUCAUCGCACGAAGCGUGCCGUAUAUGAUUUCUGACAUCUCUUUCGGCACGUACUUUGUCUUUGCGGCAUGCACGACUCUAUCGAUUCCAUUCGUUUGGUUCCUAAUCCCUGAGACUAAGGGCUUGUCUCUUGAGGAAAUCGAUAUCAUAUUUGAGCGCCAGCCCUCUGGAUUUAAUCAGAGAGGCGUAUCUGGCACUAAUGAAGUAUUCAACCAAAAGGCAGCUGUGGAACAAGUCGAAACUGUCUAG